CAGCGCCCUGCAGAUCUUUGUCUCAAUCCCUGAACUCCAGAACUGCAGCCACAGCUCCUCACAUCUGCACUCCAGCUGCCUCCUGGACUGGGACAGGAUCCUGAGCCUCUUCAGCAUCUGCAUAGGGAACAAGGUUUCUUGCACCAAACUUACCCCGCGCGCGGCUCCGCCACUCCCGUGUGCCCCACCCGCGCACCUGCAAACUUCACCGUCUGCACCUUGCUACUCUCUGGCCCCAGCGGGCGCGGGAGCGAGUCAUGGCCAACGCUGGGCUGCAGUUGUUGGGCUUCAUCCUGGCAUCCCUGGGCUGGAUCGGCUCCAUCGUGAGCACUGCGCUACCCCAGUGGAAGAUUUAUUCCUACGCUGGCGACAACAUCGUGACGGCCCAGGCCAUCUAUGAGGGUCUAUGGAUGUCUUGCGUAUCUCAGAGCACCGGGCAAAUUCAGUGCAAAGUCUUCGACUCCUUGCUGAAUCUGAAUAGUACUUUGCAAGCAACUCGUGCUUUGAUGGUGAUUGGUAUCCUGCUAGGACUAAUAGCCAUCUGUGUGGCCACUGUUGGUAUGAAGUGCAUGAAGUGCAUGGAAGAUGAUGAAGUGCAGAAGAUGCGGAUGGCUGUCAUUGGGGGUGUGAUAUUUCUUAUUUCAGGUCUGGCUCUUUUAAUUGCCACAGCGUGGUAUGGCCAUAGAAUUGUUCAAGAGUUCUAUGACCCCAUGACCCCAGUAAAUGCCAGGUAUGAAUUUGGUCAGGCUCUCUUCACUGGCUGGGCUGCUGCUUCUCUCUGCCUUCUGGGAGGUGCCCUACUUUGCUGCUCCUGUCCCAGAAAAACAACAUCUUACCCAACACCACGGCCCUAUCCAAAGCCUGCACCAUCCAGUGGGAAAGACUACGUGUGACAUAGACACCAAAGGAGACAAACCUGUUGGAGUAGACAGAAAAUGGACGUUGAAAUACUGUCAUCAACAUGAAGACCUUAUACUUCUGACUGUUAUAGUCUGAACUGUGAUAUCGAAAAAGGAAAAAAAAAAAAAAGCUCCUUUUUUUAAUGUCCAUUGCAAAAGCAGCUUAGUCUUAUUUUAUCUCUCCCUCAAUAUGGACGGAAGGUGUUUUUGUUAUAUUACUGCAUUCCACUGAGUAAUCACCUCAUCUGUGGGGAGUACUUCUUACAAAUAUAUAUAUAGAUGUGUAUAUAUAUAUACAUUUUUUCUAUUAAAAAUAGAUAGUAUAAGAAACUUCUUAUGUUGGCACAAGCAUACCUAAAUAUAUAUAUAUAUAUAUAUAGAACAAGAGAGAAUAUUUAAUUCUGUAUUGAUUGAAUAAGCAGUUUAUUUGAUGUAUUUCUCAUUUUUCUACAUGUACACAUUUACUUUCCUUUAGCCUUUAAUUUUUCUACAGAAGACAUAGCCUGCUAUAACAAGUAGGAAUUCCUUCAAUUCUUGUGCCCUUACAUAUGCUUAUUUUAUGUUAUCCACUGCACCACUUCCUGGGCCUUGCUUGUUUUAUUUUUACAUUAAUCUGCUAGCAUCUGCUUUACCAUUGGUCAGUUAUUCUGGUUUUUUUUAAAAUAUGGUUGAGCUCACCUCCUGAAUCUGAUAAUGUAUUUUAUAAGCUUUCAAUUUAAUCCCUCAAGUCAUUAAAAACCUCUUUCUAUUUAGGAUUUUGGGCACACAUCUUUCUGCAUGACCAGAACGAUGUAUUUCUGUGACCUUUCUACAUGAUCCCUGUACUCUGACCUGUAACAUCUUUGUUUGCCUUGAAAAUAUUUGUACUAUUGAGUAGCAGUGUGCUGCUUGUCUGGGUGUUGUAACACGAUUUUAUAGAUUAAAAGUCAAGCUAUUUAUGCAGCUGAAAGCCCCUGAAAAGUUCUCCCCCACUUCUUUAAACAUACUGCUUUCUCAGAUGUAAAUAUGUAGGUGUGGUUUGUUUAUCCGAAUGAACUGCCAGACUUGCUGUUGUGAUAAUUUGGUGACAAAUAUUCUCUUCUUAUCUGUCUGUCAAAUUGAGAUAAUGAUACUUAACCAGCUGUUAGUUGUAGUAUGAGUAUCAAUUAGUUGGUAUUGUGCUUAUUUUCUGAACAUGAAUUACACCUGAGUAGUGUUUUUAUUUUCUCAAUUGGCUAUUAAGUCAUUGAAGAAAACAUAUAAACAUGCCUUCUCUUCAUUCAGCACCUUCCUUUCCCCUUUCCUUUCUCAGAUCUGCCUAGUAUUUUGUUGGUGCUCAGUUUCAGUUUCAUUUUUUUUUUUUUAACCAGAACACUGUUCAGCUCUGGCUUAUGGUGGUGUGGGGGAUUGAAUCUGGGACUUGACAGAACCUCAGGCAUGAGAGUCUGUUUGCAUAACCAUUAUGCUAUCCGUGCCCACCCGCUCAGUUUCUUUUUUGACAAUUGCUCUUGUCAUCAAGUCUAAGGAAAAUGGUACUUCACUUGAGACAGAUAAUGUAAGGAUGUUAGUUAGUUCUGGUGUCUGGAGGCCCUAUUUCAGUGUUGGUGCUAUCAAUUACUGACUAAGUUUGAGCACAACACUUGUCUGUUUUCGACUUAUUGUUUCAUCUGUUAAAAAAAAACAUUCCUGACCGGCCUACCUCACAGAGUUGUUGUGGGGAUCUAGUGAAAUAGGAUACAUGUAAAUGUCUUCUAAGGUGAAAAAUACUGUAGUAGGAGAAAGAAUUAUGGGAUUUAAAUGCAUAGGUUUUAGAUUACUUUUCAGACCACUUGAAAAGAGAGAUUUUAAAAACAGGCUUUUUGACUUAAGUCAUCUCUCAAGCAGCUAGAUGCUAAAGCAAAGUUUGGCUCACUAAAUGAAAAAGCUAUUAAGAAAGUUUUCAUUUCAUUAAUCAGUCUGAUCAUAUGCUUUUUGUGAGUAAGUUUUUCCCUAUUCAGGGAUACAGAAUUGAAUUAGAACAAGUCUUCAAAUAUAAGAGAUAAAGCAAAUGUGCAAGUCUUUGCAUAGCCAAAGUAUGGAAGAAGUUUUCUGAAUUAUAGUAACUUGCAAGGGUAGGGAAGAUAACUAUCUAUUAAAUGUUCCUUUCAGAGCUGUUGCUAAUAGGUGACAGGGGGAUAGGUAGUUUGAACCAGGUAAUUCACAGUGAAGCCACAUGACUAAGUUACCAAAGAAUGCAGCAUAAAAGAAUUAGAACAUAGUAAAUUUUAUGGUGUUCCUUCUAAACCUGUGUCUGCCUCUAGAAUGUAUACUUCAAAGGGUCUUUACUACAUCACAAGAUCCUAAUAAUGUAUGCAUAUAGUUGCUUUUUGCUAUACUCUACCAAGAAAUCUGUAGUUCAGAAAAAGUUACAGAAUUGCUGCACCAGAAUUUACCCAAUUUUGAUAUAUUUGUAUUCUACUGUACCUGGAAACAGACCAAUAGAUAUUUUGGGGGGGAAUUGUAAUAGGAGUUUGUACACAGCAUUAUUCUUUUUCAAUAAAUUUUUUUAAUAAAAUAAAACUUAAAGCUUA
Molecule: messenger RNA, 3448 nt
Organism: Erinaceus europaeus (western European hedgehog)
Lineage: Eukaryota; Metazoa; Chordata; Mammalia; Eulipotyphla; Erinaceidae
Gene: CLDN1
Product: claudin 1
Exons: 4
Coding region: 258-893 (211 amino acids)
Biological process (GO): bicellular tight junction assembly; cell adhesion
Cellular component (GO): plasma membrane; bicellular tight junction
Molecular function (GO): structural molecule activity
Source: RefSeq, a predicted model, not a curated record